This is a messenger RNA of Ilex paraguariensis (yerba mate), 273 nucleotides long. The record is from the annotation of a GenBank genome assembly. NCBI's taxonomy places the organism in Eukaryota, Viridiplantae, Streptophyta, Magnoliopsida, Aquifoliales, Aquifoliaceae.
AUGGGUAGAGGAAGAGUGGAGCUGAAGAGGAUAGAGAACAAAAUAAAUAGGCAGGUAACAUUUGCAAAGAGAAGGAAUGGGCUGCUCAAGAAAGCUUAUGAGCUCUCAGUACUCUGUGAUGCUGAAGUGGCCCUUAUCGUCUUCUCUAACCGUGGAAAGCUCUACGAGUUCUGUAGCAGCUCCAACAUGCUCAAGACACUGGAGAGGUACCAAAAAUGCAGCUAUGGUACACUUGAAGUCAGCACUUCAGCCAGAGAGAUUGAGGUAGCUUAA